This is a messenger RNA of Prorocentrum cordatum, 731 nucleotides long. The record is from the annotation of a GenBank genome assembly. Lineage: Eukaryota; Dinophyceae; Prorocentrales; Prorocentraceae.
GCGCGCAGGCGGGAGGGGCGGCGCUCGGCAAAGGAGGCAAGAUUCACCCACCAGCGCCCAAGUACCAGCGCCUGGGCGGGGGCAAGCGCGGCGGGGGCUCGGACGAGGUCGACCUGGUGGACGCGAUGGUGUCGCUCCAGAAGAUGGGGCUGAGGCAGGACCAGCGCGCCCGAGAGCACGAACACAUGUUGUCCCUGUUCUACAUGAUGACCAAGAAGAGCAAGAUCUGCCAGAUGGGCCUCGAGGCGGGCCUCGACUACUACGCGGCGGUGGCGAAGAGGGGCAAGGGCCACGGAUUGGGGGCGCCUUACCUGCACGCGGCCGCGGGAGCGUUCGACGGGCUGGUAGAGGACGCACAGGAGGGCCAGCACAAGGCGGUGCUCCAAGCGUACCAGAGGCUGUUCCACACGGAGAAGGGCAUGAAGUUCGCGAAGGAGGUUUUCGGCAGUUUCAGAGUGAAGGAGGCGUACAACGAGGAGGGAACGGCGGAGAAGGACGUCAAGGUGAAGGUGAGCUUCAACCUCAAUCCCCUGGCAGACGUGGCGAUGCUCAUAGAGUGCCUGAAGGUGAAGACGGAGGGCGACGUACCGAGCCUGGGAAUCUUGAGGAGGGCGAUGAUGCUGGCCCUCGAGGAGGCGGGCGGAGUGCAGUCGGACGGGCCCGCGCCAAAGGACGAGCUGACCAGGGUGGCGGAGCGACAAAUGCAAGGGCUGCAGAGGAUGCGCGGCUGA